UUUUAACUCCUAUAUGUAACACCAUCACAAAUUACUCCCUCGUCACACAAGACUUAUUACAGUUGUAUUGAGCGAUAGCAUUGCAAGAUGGAGUCUUCUAGAUCUUCAACUCUAGCUCUUUUUUUUACCAUCAAUUUGCUUUUCUUUGCCAUGGCAAGUGGCUGCUUCACUUGCACACAGCCAAAGCCUAACCCAUUCCCUUAUCCUAACUCUAACCCUACUCCUCCUGCAAAGAGCUGUCCCAGGGAUGCACUUAAGCUGGGUGUGUGCGCUAACGUGCUUAAUGGACCAAUUGGUGCGGUGGUGGGAUCACCACCGGACCACCCAUGUUGCUCGGUGCUAGAAGGGCUUCUUGAUCUUGAAGUCGCGCUUUGCCUCUGCACUGCCAUCAAAGCUAACAUACUUGGCAUUAACCUUAACAUCCCCAUUUCACUAAGCUUGAUCCUUAACGCCUGUGAGAAGUCGCCACCCUCUGACUUCCAGUGCAGCUAGACGCAGUUAAGCACGUCAUUCUCAGUUCAUGCACUGCUAUCAUCCAUGUCUUUGUCUGUUUGUUUAUUUGUGAUUUUCUGAUUUUGGGAUUGUUAUGUUGUUCCCACCUUGCUAACUCAUUUAUGAGAAUGCAAUUGUACCCGUUAGUUGUGACUGUAAUUUGACUUCGACUGUAGUCUGGAUGGCUUCUAAUUUUCUAAAUUUGAUCAAUUAUUCUGUGUUGAA
Molecule: messenger RNA, 717 nt
Organism: Vigna umbellata (rice bean)
Lineage: Eukaryota; Viridiplantae; Streptophyta; Magnoliopsida; Fabales; Fabaceae
Product: 14 kDa proline-rich protein DC2.15-like
Source: RefSeq, a predicted model, not a curated record